Molecule: messenger RNA, 5842 nt
Organism: Petromyzon marinus (sea lamprey)
Lineage: Eukaryota; Metazoa; Chordata; Hyperoartia; Petromyzontiformes; Petromyzontidae
Product: disintegrin and metalloproteinase domain-containing protein 11
Biological process (GO): proteolysis
Molecular function (GO): metalloendopeptidase activity
Source: RefSeq, a predicted model, not a curated record
AGAUAGAGGAGGUAGGAGGAGAUAGAGGAGGGGGUAGGAGGAGAUAGAGGAGAGAGAGGAGGAGGCUGCGCUGCUGCGGUCGAUGCGGACGUCGUUAAGAUGCAGUGCGCGUCCCCGCCUCGCGUGUGAGAGCCAACCACUGAGCAUUGAGUGGCGGCAGCAGCAGCAGCGAGAGGAGGAAGACCGAGAGGAACGCCAACAGCGGCAGCAGCAGCAGCAGCAGCGGCGGCGUCUUCAUCACCGGUCGCGGCUGCGCGCGGACAAAGGAGCCAGGAGCCCCGCCGCUCGCCCGGCCCGCGCCGCCCAUGGGCGCUGCAGCGCCGCCGCCCUGCCGCUGCUGGAGCCGGGAGAGCGUCGCGCGUCACCAUCACCACCAUCAUCAUCAUCGCGACCCCGCGGGGCGGCGGCGCCAGCGAUGACAGCGACGACGAGGACGACGAGAGCGGCCCCUCGGAUACCCACCACCCUCACCACCCUCACCAGCCUCACCAGCCUCGCCACCCUCACCCUCCUCACCCUCCUCCUGGUGGUGGCGGAGCAAGGGCUGGCGGCAGCCAGACCCGCAGUGGUGGCGCGCGGCGGCUGGGCGCAGCGCGAGCUGACGAGGCCGAGCCGCUUGCUGUUCCGCGUGGAGGACGCACAGCGCGAGAGCGCCGCGCCCGGCGGCCACCUCCUCUCCACGGUGCUGCGCGGCGCUGCCACGGACUCCAAGCAGCAGCAGCAGCACGCACAGCACGCGGCGCUCGCCAGCUUCCUGGUGCCGGCGUUCGGAUCCUCCUUCACCCUGGACCUGCAGCUCAACCAUGACCUGCUUGCCCUGGGCUAUCGGGAGCGGCAUUUUGAUGAAGAUGGGAAACCCGUUGAGAAGCAGGGCGGGGAGCUGUGCCACUACCACGGCAAGCUGAGAGGGAUUUCCGACUCCUUCGUUGCUGUGUCCACGUGCCAUGGGCUGCAUGGGAUGUUUCACGAUGGCAACCACACGUACCUGAUCGAGCCCGCGGGACUCGCGGACGCCCAGGAGGCACAGCCACACAUUGUCUAUCGAGGAUCAGACCAAGAUGUUCAGGCGUUCCUUCCUGAGCUGGGUCAGACUGGAGGCCUGAACAUGAGUGCUGGGGGGCUGGGCCUACUCAACAGCGCCAAGGUGCGAGUUCGCAGGGAAGCGGAGGUGGAAAUGAAGUACGUGGAGCUGACCAUAGUGAAUGACCACAUCAUGUUCAAGAAGCAUCGCCAAAUACUGGGCCUCACCAAUAACUACGCCAAGUCCAUCGUGAACAUGGUCGACGCGAUCUACAAGGAGCAGCUGAAUACGCGGGUGGUGCUGGUGUCCAUGGAGACCUGGACAGACGAGAACCGUAUCACUGUGAGCACCGAUCCGCUGCAGACGCUGCGCGCCUUCAUGAAGUAUCGGCGGCAGUCCCCGCGUACCGACGGAGACACGGCCCACCUGCUCUCGGGGCUGAUGUUUGAGAGCAGCCACAGCGGUGUGGCCUACUUCGGUGGGGUGUGCUCCCUGCAGCGCGGCGGUGGCGUCAAUGAGUAUGGGAAUGUCGGAGCCAUGGUGGUUACUUUGGCCCAAGGCAUCGGGCAAAACCUUGGUAUGCUGUGGCACAAUUCUAAAGCAGCAGCAAGAGGAGGAGGCUGCCAGUGCACCGACAUCUGGUACGGCUGCAUCAUGGAAGUCACUGGGCAGAUGUUGCCCAUGAGGUUCUCGCAGUGCAGCAUCGAUGAGUACCAGGAAUUCCUUCAGGCUGGGGGGGGAGCUUGCCUCUUUAACAAGCCCACACAGCUGUUCGAGCAGCCCGAGUGUGGCAAUGGCUUUGUGGAGCUGGGAGAGGAGUGCGACUGUGGCUCGCCCACCGAGUGCAGUGAAGGCUGGGACAAAUGCUGCAAGAAAUGCACCUUCACGCACGGGGCCAUUUGUAGCAGCGGCCUGUGCUGUGCCCCCAACAGCUGCCAGUUUAUUACUCGCGGUGAGGAGUGCCGCCACGCCGUGGGGGAGUGCGACUUGCCCGAGACCUGCCCCGGCGACUCCGUGCAGUGUCCCCCAAAUGUUCACAAACAAGAUGGCUACAGCUGCAACAAGGAUGGGCGAUGCUACAUCGGGCAGUGCAAGACUCGGGAGAAGCAGUGCAAAUACAUUUGGGGAGACAAGGGAAUGUCGUCGGAGAGGCAGUGCUACGACAAGCUGAACAUCGAAGGCACCGAGAAGGGAAACUGCGGCAGGAAGGAGGACUCUUGGUUACAGUGCAGCAAGCACGACGUGCUGUGCGGAUUCCUGCUGUGCACGAACGUGAGCCGUGAGCCACAACUGGGCGAGCUGCAGGGAGACUCGGUCAAGGUCUCUAUUCGACACAACGGCCAUUUACUGGAGUGCAGCGGUGGCCACAUAAUGCUGGCCGAUGGUUCAGAUCUGGGUUAUGUUGAGGAUGGCACGCCCUGUGGACCGGAUGUCAUCUGCCUGGACCACAAGUGCCAACCGCUUCAGGCCCUCAACCUGUCCGGCUGUCCCUCCGUCAUCCAGGGCACCGCGUGCUCAGGACACGGGGUCUGCAGCAACGAGGCGCGGUGCGUGUGUGAGCGGCACUGGGUCGGGAACGACUGCAGCAUCUACAGCCCCAUCCCAGAGGUGGUGCCCACCAAGGGGUCCGAGGGCCCUUCCCGGGUGAGCCAGGCCACUAACAAGCUUAUAGGGGCAGUGGCAGGAACCAUUCUGGCGCUGGGAGUGAUAUUUGGAGGAACUGGGUGGGGACUAGAGAAUAUCCGCAAGAGAAGACAGAAGAAGUCUGGAGACGUGGACUCGGUGUACAGCGGCGUGCCGCCAGGCGUGAGCUCCAACUUCUCCCCAACAAACUCACGAAAGAGAUCCAAUGGCAUCUCGCACUCGUGGAGCGAGCGCAUCCCCGAGGAGAAGCAGACGCCUGACGUGUGUGAGAACGGACGGCCACGUAGCAACUCCUGGCAGGGAUCGGUAUCAAUAUGUCGGAAAAAAGGCAAAAGCAAGUUCCGCCCACGCUCCAACUCCACUGAGUAUUUAAACCCCUGGUUUAAAAGAGAGUACAAUGUAGCUAAGUGGAUAGAAGAUGUGAAUAAAAAUACUCAACCACAAUAUAUACGGACCCUCUCUCCGACUAAGUCUCCUUCGUCCUCCACCGGCUCACUGGCUUCCCGCAGGGAGCCGUACCCCCUGCCGCCCCUUCCCGACGAGCUGCUGCACCCUCCCGAGAAGCCACUCAGCCCACGGUUGUACGAAACGUCCAUUUGAGGAGGCCGACCGGACCGUGGGGGCGAGGCUGCAGGCGGUGCCCUGUGGAGCUCCCCCCGCGCCCUUCCUCGCCUGGCCUUCUCCGAGCACCUCUUCCCUUUACAUCAAAAAGUCCACAAUCCUCUCCAAGUCAUUUCAGAAACAGGCAUGUGUUGUACCUGCUGACACUGUAACGCAUUUGUUUCUAUGGAUUUUGUGAUACCCACUAACAUUGUGUAAAAAAGAAAAAAAAGUGUGAACUAUUUCCAUGUUGCACAUCACUCAGUGUAUGGUGUUUGGCUCGCUCUAGGGUACCAGCCCAGUAUGCAUGGAACGUUGGACAAACGUUGGCCCAGCGGUUCCAACCAUAUGCCAACGUUGGUUCUAAUUUGCACAUUCACUGGGAAGCAGCUUGGCUUUCUUUGCUCUCAGAGUAUGCUGGCUUUGUCCCAGGCAUGGUCUCUAAUUUUAGUCAUUGUUACAUACUGUACAUGUUACAUACAUGUAACACAUACAUGUUACAUGUAUAUAGACUAAUGCUACUGCGCUCACCCAACCAGCACAAGCUUAGUUUCAUGUUUGAAACUACGUGCAUAACGAUGAAUAUAUAAUAUUGCAACUUGUAUAAAUAUGUACAUAGUCUUAAUAUGUUAUUGCAUGGCAAGUGCUGGUUACAUUUUAUGCGAUGACAUUUGUUAAUUUGCACUGACUCUAUCAAUGGAAGCGAAUCAUAUACACAUAUUGCUGUUGGCUUCGGUACCAAUGAAUCACGUUAACCACGAGUGUGCGUGUGUACAUGAAUCAAGGUGCAUUCGGGGAGCAAGGCUGCAAAGUCUGCACCCUGGUGGGUGCUUACAAGUCCCUCUGCGCCCCUUAACGAGCCGGUUAAAACUCCCAGAUGCUCCACCCAUAUGCACAGCUUGAUGUAAAAUAUGCUCCUAUCUUUCCAAACAUCUGGUGGCACUUGCGACCCAGCACAGACAGUGGGUUGAAGCGAGUCCACAGUUGCUCUUUGUGAACCUCUGUACGGUGCGACCAACACCCACGUUGGGAGCCAGUGGCGAAUCCAGGGACUUGCCAGGGCAGGAGGGUUUAAUAAAACACAUAAUUCAAUGCAUGGUAAAUAUCAAUACAAUCACAAUGUUUUGGGUCUCAAUAAUAACAUACUCGACAUUGUAAGAAAUAAUCACCACACACUUUCAUUAACCGAUUAGUUAUCUAAAUGACACAAAACGACCUCGCUUGAACUUCCACACCGGCACUGCUGUAUUCUUGCAUUGGCAUCAACUCAUUGAAGGCUAAGAAAAUACGGCCGUAAUGCAUCUGGACACUUGCUGAACAAGUAAAUGGUUUAUUAAUAAUUAAGGGUGUAAAAUAUGUUUCGGUAUAUGGACGAUUCUACUUGUGUUAAAUUCGAAUCAAAGAGCAAACGUCAACUUGCAGAACCAAGAGUUACCCAAUCUUUAAUAAGGUCAGCUUUAAGCUUGGAUUCAUUUUCUGUAAUUAUUUACAAAACAUAUACCAAAUGCAGUCAGUAAAUUUAAUUUACACAAUAUAUCAUAUGCUUUUGGGUUAUUCACAUAUCAUAUUGUAUGACUAUAUUCAAAACAAGUAUAAUUUAUAUGAAAUUCCAUAUUAGCAUGCACAUAUUACAUAAACAUUCGCAUGUUAACAUAUUCAUAGGCUUGCCAUUGACAUAACCUAUACAUAACCACAAUAAUGCCCUCAACGCAAACAUCAUCAAUGAAAACACCCUUGGUGUAGCUCUAUAUUUUGGAGAGUGGAACUCGUACGGGAUUGUGAAAAGGUUUUAUGGCCACAGCAAAAGUGUGGUUCGUUCGGUUUCCAUGAACGUGUUAACGAAACGUAUUGGCACAAGAGCCCGGCUCACUCUGCAAGGCGACGCAUUUCCAUUCUUCAGCCGAGGGCGCCGAUGCCACGACUCCGGUAAAGAGCCAGCAGCAGCCUCGUCUCAGAACGCCUUCACCUGUCACGCGGCUGUGUCUAAUAGGUGACUCGUGGCCCCGCGAAACGCUGCACAGCAGAACCCAGUCCACUGUCUUGGGCUCUCCAUUGAACUGCUGCCAUCUGCCUCGAGACGUGAAACAGCUCCUGGGAACUGAAGAAUUCAAUAUUGCACAACAGUUGUUAAGUGUUACAAGUGGCGACGACUUGGCUCACUGUCAUUCUGUAUACAGUACUUGUACUUAAUUUAUUCUGCAUGGUAUAAUUCUGUACUAAAUACCAAAUAUAAACUUCGUACAUGUGCUAGCCCUAACCAGUGCUGUUAGACAGCUUUACACGCAAUACGUACGUAUACGUCGAUUCAGUAUUAAAUCAGUAAGCAGGACUGUAUGCGACAACAAUUUUGAGUGUUAACAUUUACAACAGUUUCAUUAACACCGUUUCCUGCUCAAAAUUGUGUAGCCACAACACAGUGUAUUACCGAGACAUUCCAUUGCGGCUAAACUGCGAGAAUGAAUGGCCAGAGGUUUCUGUGAGCAUGUCUCCUCUGCUCUGCUGUCCCCGUGUAAUGGAUGUAAAUAUGGUGCAUGGACACGUGCGGCCGCAUUCCACAUCAAUAAAGCUUGUACAGUG